AUGGCUAUCGGUUUGGGCGGAGUGUUUGCGACUCAGUUCGUCGGAAUCUCAGCAGUCGCACCUGAGAACCAGUCUUCAACUACCAUCACAGUUUACUAUAUGGCGCAGCAACUUGGAAUGAUUGGUGGAACUACAUUGGCAGCGACCAUUUCCCGGGCUCAACUCAGACGCGGCUUAUUACGGAAACUUGGCACGAGCGCAGAAGCACUUGCAAUCAUCCAGAAAGUGCUUGGUGACACUCGAUUUGCACAAUCAUUGCCAGACCAUUCUCAAGGCAUUAUCCGGUCCAUUUACUUGGAGAGUUUCAGAGCAGUCCCAAUCAUAUCAUUGAUUGCUGAGCUCCUUGCUUUGCCUUUGCUUUCUUGUCUGAAGGAACGACUUCUUACGUGA
Penicillium taxi is the source of this 390-nucleotide messenger RNA. RefSeq names its product transporter. The transcript is spliced from 2 exons. The record is from RefSeq and is a predicted model, not a curated record. NCBI's taxonomy places the organism in Eukaryota, Fungi, Ascomycota, Eurotiomycetes, Eurotiales, Aspergillaceae. The coding region runs from base 1 to 390 and encodes 129 amino acids.